CUUCAAGCAGCUGAUUUUCAAUGUUUACGCAUGGUUCUAUUUUGAUGAAUUUCAAAGAACUCUUCUAAAGUAUUUCACCACUGUAUUAUGCAUUAACAUCUGUGGCAUCGUCCUAUUUUGGAAUAUAUAUGGAGAAAGAAUUCAUGAUCGGUUUAUGAAACCUGCUUCAUCAAAGGUAAUUGAAGACCUGAGAGAAAGCGUAUCUAAAUUAAAACUACCCAAAGAGCAUUCACCCAGGUUUUGAACAUCACAUCUGUAUAAUGGCUGAAAGACUGAAGAAGUUAUUUGCCAAGAGGAAAGACAAGUUCAAAAAUGCUGGACCGGGCCACUCACUGCGAGAAACAUCAUCUACUAGUUCAGCAAGUAGUGCAAAAUCACAAAAAGAAACAGCUUCAUAUCCAAAAGAAAGAGUGGAGCCAUCCCAAGAAGCUAAACAAGCAGCAGCUGCUGCCUUGGCACGUCUUAAUCCUCCCGCCAGAACAGCAGGCUUUAAUACAUCCCUUGCAGCAAUUCAAGCGCAGGUCAAGAGAGAACUUGAAGCUGAAAAAAAAGCAAAUGCAACUGUCGAAGUGUCUCAUAAACCGAAAGUUGAAGUUCAAGAAAUGGAAGCAUCUCCGCAUUUAGCAGUUUCAGGCGUCUAUUUCACCUGUCCCAUUGUUGGAGGAGGAACUUUCACCAAAGAAGAAUGGAUGAAGAGAAUUAGAGAUUUCCUGCAUGAAGAGUUAGAAAAUGAACCAGGCCUUAUUGCAUGCCUUAUGAUCCACACAUUGAACCGUAACAAGGAAAAGGUGGCAAGCUGUGUAGAAAUUUUAUGUAAAUACUUAGAAAAUGUGGUAAAAAAUCCAACUGAGGAAAAGUAUCGAAAAAUUAGGAUGUCCAACAAAAUCUUCCAAGAAAAAGUAGUCAAUCUGGAAGGAACAAAGGAGUUUUUAGCAGCUGCUGGAUUCCAGGAACAGCUAUUGCCUUUCCAGGAUAAAGAAGAACCAUUUUUAGUCAUGAGUGAAAGCAAGCUGGAAGAUCUGGAAUCAUUGCAAGUCUUAAUUGAUGCAUUGCAGAGUGCAGAACCCAUUGGUUUAGAGCUUGAUCGAAACUUGCAAGUCCUACUACCAUCACAAGCAGCAAGGAGACACGAGUUACCUGCCUCUUUCUUUUCUCUAUCCCCUGAGGAAUUGAAGCGUGAACAGCAGGCAAAACAAGAGUUAGCAGAGCUACAAACUUCAUUAAGGACCAAAGCCAUGCGCGAGAAGGAUGAACUUCGAGAAAUGCGCAAGUAUAAGUUCUGUCUCAUCAGGGUUCGAUUUCCUGAUGGUGUUUUGUUGCAGGGCACUUUUGGUGUGUAUGAAAAAUUUGGGCAAGUUGUUGAGUUUGUACGUGAUAAUUUAAUCUCAGAAGACGCUCUGUUCUCAUUGCAAAUGCUGACAGGCCAAACAUUCACUCAAGAAGACAACGAAAAAACUCUGAUUGAGUUGCAUUUAGUUCCUGCGACUGUGAUAGUUUUUGCUUGGAAGGGCUCUGCCCCUGCAAGUGAUGCCGGUUCUGCUUUCCUGAAACCAGAAGUCAUGGUCCUAAUGCAGAAAGUUUAACUCCUUUGCAAGAGGACCUCACCCCUGCUAUAAUGAAAAUUAUGCACAACCGUACCAUGAAAAAGCAAGCACAGCAUUUUUUACGUAGAAACUUCACAAUCAGUAAAACAGAAACUUAAUGAACCACCAAUCUCAUUGCUUCAAAGUCCAAAUAAACUGAAAGUAGCAAAACCCAAAGACCUUUUACUUUACUUAACUGAGAGCAAUACAGACUUCCUUACACACUAGAAGUUGGAUCUAUGAAUCUCUUAUUAUGAUCACCAGGUCUAUUUUCUCGAUAAUUUUUCUUCCAAGGCAAGGUUUGAAACAUGCUUUUGAAUUAAAACAUGUUGUUUUGUCUAUCCAAUAAGCAUCUCCUUUGGAAUAGUUGGAACUUACAGUUUUCCGGCCAAAACUUUCAGUAUGAAGUAUCCAAGUGUGGUCCAUUCCCAUAUUGCUAUUCCUUCUUUUAUUAAGUUCAUUUAUUUUAUCUAUAAUGUUGUGUGUUCUUUUUUAUUAGUCAACAAGCGUGCCUGUGCGUACGUAUAUUUUUUUAAUUUUAAUGUCAUAAUUACUUUUUCCAAAGCUGUUUGUGUAUCAGGCUACCAAAGCUUAGUGCUUUUCAAUUAUUGUGGUGAUGGCAACUACCUGAUUUUCUCGUUGUUAGCUUCAGUUGAAAAGCCAGCUUACAGAUCCAUCCUAUAUUUAUUCAAAAGUUCAAUUGAUUGUUUGAGUGCAGAUUUCUUAUUUUUCCAAACCUAUUAUUAUAAUUCUUGGCAUACAUAUUCUUGAAACCAUGUUUAUCUUGAUUUAUAAAUUGUUAUUAAUUACACCAAUGAUGUGCAUGAAAUAAAAAAAGCAUGAAUUAUUCAAUUACUAUGUCGUCCAGUCAUCUUGGCUGAAAGGUUGAUGAAUAAAACGUUACUGCAAAUCAUU
Messenger RNA from Bemisia tabaci, 2498 nucleotides. It is a transcript of the gene Gint3, whose product is annotated as GDI interacting protein 3. Gene Ontology annotation, molecular function: protein binding. Lineage: Eukaryota; Metazoa; Arthropoda; Insecta; Hemiptera; Aleyrodidae. The record is from RefSeq and is a predicted model, not a curated record. Gene Ontology annotation, cellular component: cytoplasm.